Molecule: messenger RNA, 468 nt
Organism: Oryzias melastigma (Indian medaka)
Lineage: Eukaryota; Metazoa; Chordata; Actinopteri; Beloniformes; Adrianichthyidae
Gene: myl13
Product: myosin, light chain 13
Cellular component (GO): myosin II complex
Molecular function (GO): calcium ion binding
Source: RefSeq, a predicted model, not a curated record
ACAUGCAAACCAAGAUGCUCGACUUUGACCAGUUCCUGCCCAUUCACCAGCACAUCUGCAAAGCGAAGGACCGCGGCACAUUUGAGGACUUCGUGGAGGGUCUGAGGGUCUUUGACAAGGAAGGGAACGGCACCGUCAUGGGAGCAGAGCUCCGGCACGUCCUGGCAACACUGGGUGAAAAGAUGAGGGAGGAUGAAGUGGAGCAACUGAUGCAGAACCAAGAGGAUGCGAACGGCUGCAUCAAUUACGAAGCUUUUGUAAAGUACAUUAUGGCAUCCUAAGAAAAAAGCUGAUUGACAUUCAGGUGCUUCAUGACAGGACAUAUUAAAGCCAACAAGGGUCACCUCAUUCUGUAAAAAAACAUUUUUCAUUUUCUUCAUUUUCGAUCUAACUCAUAAAAAUGUCACUUUGUUUUCUGUACAUCCAUGUGCUGAUCCUGCAAAAAUAAACACAUUUGUUGAGAUAAUA